Messenger RNA from Nezara viridula (southern green stink bug), 1239 nucleotides. NCBI's taxonomy places the organism in Eukaryota, Metazoa, Arthropoda, Insecta, Hemiptera, Pentatomidae. The record is from the annotation of a GenBank genome assembly.
UUAAUGUCUUCUUUUCAAUGUCAACUCCUGCAGCACGAAAACUCUUCAGUCAAGAUGGACUCCUCCAUCUACACCAUCCUCUUCUUCUGUUUCAUCUGCGCCUGCCAAUGUCGACAGGAGAGCUACUGGACGAAAAGAUAUCAUCGGCUUCGUCCAAGAGCUGCUCCUUUGAUGAAGAGUGGAUUCAGAGCUCACCGGGAUCGAGGAUACGAGGAUAGAGAACUUUCUGCCUUUACUCCUCCCAGCAGUGAUAUAAGAUAUCAGAAAAGAUAUCAGAAUCAAAGGAUCUCGAAGACAGCCUCUUCCAGAAGAGUAGAAUCCAGGAAAUACAGGGUAAAAGGAUUUGGGGAAAGAGAACGUUAUACAACUCCACCUCCUGAGAGUGUCGAAUUUCAAGACUUAAGAAAAAAAUACAGGUUUGGCUCACACCCAACUGCUUCUCUUCCGAGGAAGAGUGGAUUUAGACAUUACAGGACGAAAAAGUACGAGGAUCAAGAACUUCUCACGACUCCUUCACCCACGAGUGAAGAACUCGACACUUCCAUAUAUGGAUAUGAUGAUCAUACAACUCCUCCUGAUGAUUUCGACACUUACAGGCAUCAGUAUCGUGAUCUUUCAAUAGUCACUGCUCUCAAGAGUGAUGAAUUCGACCCCAGGGAGAUAGAAUAUAAUUAUGAACAAGAACCGAUUUCUCCGAUGAAGAGCGAAUUCAGAUCUUACUGGCCGAAAAAAUACGAGGAUAUAACUAACGAUGGUGAUGAAGACGAUGAUGACGGUUUUGUUACACCUGCUUCUACUCUACCAAAAUUAAAUAAAAGGAAACUCAAUGAUCAAGACGAAGAGAGGAAAUUUUCUCAGAUAAAAAAAGAAUUACAAUUCGAGCUGGAAACGCUGUGGGAUGUAAUGGUCGAGGAGCUGCCAGUUUGUACUCGCGACAUGUUGGAGGCAUACGAUCGGGCCAUCGUGGCGUUACAUCAAGGCAGAGCGAGUUCAGACCCGUACCUGUCCCGAUCCAACAAGAAAGAAGUGUUUCGACUUGACCAGAGAACACCACCAUUCUGCAUUAUUCAAAACUCAGUAUUCCGUGAUAUUAUGGACUUAAAGCAAAACGAAGAUAAAAUAGAAAAAAAAUAUAUCAAAAGAAAAAGAAAAUGGAAAUAAAUGAAGCGAACAAUGCCAAGAUUUUCAACAUGAGAUAAAUACAUGAAUAUAUAUAUUUUUAAAUAAAUAUUCUACUAU